GACCGGUCCCUGGUGCUGUGCCGCCCCCUCCCGCAGUGCCCUCCCCCGGCUGUGUGUACGUGCAGGCCGCUAGGCAGUGAUGGCGGACAGUCGGAGGAUCGUUUCCUCAUUCCUGUGACAAGAAAACCUCAAAUAAAAACCGGUUUUUGUUUCAUUGUUAUCGGCAGAAGUCUGAGCUGAGGAAGCGUCGUGUUUUCAGGAUCUUUUUCGUGGUGUUUUACCGUCACUGAGUCAGCAGCAUGAGGAUGCCGUCGGCGGAAGCGGCAGCGAGCGGGAUGAAGCAAUGCUUACUGGCUCAGGAUCAGCUAGAGGGCGCCAUCAGCGGCGUGAUGAAGGCCGAGCAGCAACUGAGAGACAACGCCCGAGAGGUGCGUGCGGAGCUGCAGAGCUGUGUGAGUCGUCAGCAGGAGGCUUUACGCUGCAGAGAGGUUUGGCUGCUCGGUCAGAUCGAGCUGCUGGAACAACUGAAGACUGAAACUCUGCAGCAGCAGCUGCACCGACUCCACUGGCUCCGCGGUCAGUUCGACGUGAUCGCCCACCAGCUGCAGAACUCCAACAGCAGCCACGACCUGAGCAACCAGCUGACCAGCUGCAUGGAGAAGUUGUCCUCUCUGAGUCUGACGCCAGAAGAAACACCUGAGAUGAGUUUCCAAGCCGACACCCGCUCUCUGAGGCAGGCCAUCACCUCGUUCGGCAGUGUCACCGCACAGCUUGUGGAGGGCGUGUCCUCUCAGAGCCCCGCCCACCAGAGAACUCAGGUGCAGAGUUGUCCCGUCGCCGCCAAGAAACAGAAGAUGGACUCCGGCGCUCUGAGCGACUGGCUGCUGGGAACUCGUCCAGCAAGCAGCGCUCCCAUUGGCUACCAGUCCAGCAAGAACCCUCAGGAUUGGCUGGUGUCUCACAGGGAGAGCAAGGCUUCCUGUCCCGUCCUGGCCUCGGUGGACUUCCUGAAGGCCUGGGGUCAGCUCCGGGACCUGGAGGCGUGGCUCCUGCAGGACCAGACGCCCGUCAGCAGGGAGAGGACCAACAGCAGCUGCAGCUCCUCCUUCUCCAUCGAGAAGAUCGACGAAUCAGAGUUCACUGAGACCCCCGAGGAGGAGGAGGAGGAGGAGGAGGAGGAGCUGAACGACUGGCUCAUCACCCCGCCCGCCGACGCCAUGGAGACGAUGUGUGACGCCGAGCGAUGGCGGCGGGUGUUGAAGCCAUUUGAGGAAAGCUGGUUGUGCAAUGAUUGGCUGGUCGGGUCGAGCCGUCCCGCCGCCGACUGCUCCUCCUGCUGCCAGACCACCAAAGCCCUGGAGAUCGAGAACCUGGGCCAGCUCAAGUGCCUGAAGACCCCGCCCACCUCCAGCCCCGCCACCCCGACCUCUCCAGCACCUGCAGCCCUGACAACGGCCCCGGUGAUGGUCCUUGCGGCCCCGGCAACCACCCUGGAGGCGUGGCUGCAGCAGACGGUGCCGGUCCAGAAAGCCUGCCGGGCCAACGAGCUCUGCUCCAGCUACUCCGAGUGCGUCUGCGACGAGAACUGUGGGAAAGAAGCGCUGAACCUCUGGCUGCUCAAACAGGACGGACGAGACAAGAACGGCGUCCCCGCAGCCAAGAACGCCCCGCCCACGACCAAGAACGCCCCGUCCACUGCUAAGAACGCCCCGCCCACUGCUAAGAACGCCCCGCCCACCCUGCACCACAGAGAGCAGGAACAGAAGGUUCAGGCCAUCCUGGAGGCCUGGCUGCACCCCACCAACACCUCCUGCAGGACUCCUCUGCAGCCUCUCACCUCCUCUCUGUCCGGCUGGGUGGCUCCUGAGGAGGAGAAGGCCAGCAGGGAGGAGCACAGCUCCCAGUUCAAGCCUUCUUCCUCCUCCCUGUUCCAGCUCCCUCUGGAUCCAGACCUGUGGGUGCUUCCGGAGAAGACCUCCGCUCCUGCUCCGGGGUCAGCAGGUCAGCCCCGUCCAGCCGAGGAGGAGGAGGAGGACAAAUGGCUGCUGAAGAAGAGGAGUCAGGCUCAGGAGCGGCUGGCGUUGCCUUCAGUCUGUGACCUGUUCUCCUGUAUGAAAGUGGGCGGAGACAAAGAGAAAUGGCUGCACAAGGCUCCCGUACAGAUGUGAUGAAGAUGAAGAUGAUGAUCUCUGAAGCAUCUGGAUAUUUCUUCUUCUUCUCUCCUCUCACCGUCACUUUAUCGCUGAUCAGCGCACAUGACAACAAAAUAAUCCACGCCGCCGCCUUCUUCCCGUGACAUCAUCACGCCACUCUCCUCCAAUCAGAAUUAUCGCCAAACUCCAAACGAGGGUGGAAGUUCAUCGUUGAACUUGGGGAUCCGUGUGUGUGUGUGAUGACAUAAUCUCAAGGUGUGGUUUAAACCUGAGGAAAAGCUAGUAAGGGGCCUUUGAGUUGAGAUUAGUUUGUGAUUCUCAUCUUUGUUCACCUCAGAUUCUGAUUUCUGGAGAUUAAUUGAUCAACAGAAAAGUCAUUUUCAAGCAAAAAUGCUGAAAAUUCUCCAGUUCCACCUCCAUAAACGUGGAUGUUUUCUGUUUUCUAUCGUUACAAAAUUAUUACUUUUGAGUUUUCGACAGUUGGUCGGAUAAAACGAGACAUUAAAGACCUCACUUUAGACUCACUUUAGACUCACUUUAGACUCACUUUAGACUCACUUUACACAUUUUAUGGUUUAUAAGCUAAAGGUUGUUUCUGCUUCAACCAGUUUGAUUUGAAUCAUUUCCCCUGAAAAUAUAAACUUAUUGAUUCACAGAAAAAAAACGUAAAGAUUACAAAUCUGAAGAUCAUUUUUUAGCAACAGAAAUGUUUAUUUCCUCUCAUGAUGAUCACAUUUAUCAUUAUUAUUAUUAUUAUUAUUAAUAAUAAUAA
Thunnus maccoyii (southern bluefin tuna) is the source of this 2865-nucleotide messenger RNA. RefSeq names its product nuclear receptor coactivator 4 (gene ncoa4). Gene Ontology annotation, biological process: intracellular iron ion homeostasis; response to hormone. The record is from RefSeq and is a predicted model, not a curated record. Lineage: Eukaryota; Metazoa; Chordata; Actinopteri; Scombriformes; Scombridae. The transcript is spliced from 11 exons. Bases 240 to 2108 code for a protein of 622 amino acids. Gene Ontology annotation, molecular function: transcription coactivator activity.